This is a messenger RNA of Trematosphaeria pertusa, 1170 nucleotides long. RefSeq lists its product as uncharacterized. NCBI's taxonomy places the organism in Eukaryota, Fungi, Ascomycota, Dothideomycetes, Pleosporales, Trematosphaeriaceae. The transcript is spliced from 3 exons. Bases 243 to 902 code for a protein of 219 amino acids. The record is from RefSeq and is a predicted model, not a curated record.
CUCCCGCAAAAAUUGGACAGCCGUUGUGUAGCUUUAGCUUCGAGGGAUAAAUUAAUUGCUGGGCCGGAGCGCGGCUGUUGCCUGUGGGCAACAAGACCUAUUCUAGUGUGAGGCAGAUUUUGACGAUAUGGAUGCAAGUAUAAAAGGUUUGGGCAUCAUCUCGUUUCUUAUAUCAGCAUCGUCAGUCGUCCGCUAUCUCUUCCAAGCAUUUCUAGAAUCUAAUUGUAAUCCAAUCCUUCAAAAUGUUCUCCAAGACUCUCGCUUUCGCAUCCGCCCUCGCGAGUGCCUUCGCCGCACUCCCCGAUGUCACCAUCAAAGAGCUCCCGGCAUCCUGCUCCUCCUACCCAGGCUACAACGCCGACACCGGCAUCGCAGGGCCAUGGACCCUCCAAGUCGUCUCCAGCGAGAACCCCGCCAUUGAGGGCUUCGGCGACACAGAUGUGUACUCUGUCUCAUACAAUCCGAAUACCGACCGAAAGCCAUCUCUGCGAUGGGGAUACAUCACCAUCCCAACCCGCAACGACAUCGCCAAGCGUGCUCUCGAAUGCGUCAACAACACGCUGCACGCCUACGUCCCGACCGACCUCACUGACGCAGGUGCCCCGACCGCCGUGCAAUGGAUGCCAUUGACUCUCUCGCCCAACUCCGACGACGACGGCGUGCUGCUCUGGAAGGUGCCCAGCGGCCAGCCCGUCAAAGUCUACGAGCACUAUGUUGGUGAGGAGAAGCAGCCCGGCGUGUUCCUGGGCGGCUAUGAUGGUACCACCACCUGGGGCUUCAAGUAUUAUCCCGCGAGCUUGGGGUCGUAUGGCAUGGAUUAUUUCUCGAUGAGGCUGAUGCCGGCGGAUGCGACGUUGAGCGCUAAUGAGACGAGGGGAUUUGUGAAGAUUUAUGGGUCGUAGAGGGGUGAGUCAGGUGGUGUUGGAAGGUCUUGAGAGUGGAGAAAGAAUGACUGGAAAUGGGUGGGCGCUCUUAUGACCAAAAAAAUCUGUUUUCAGUCGUGCAAUAACCUGGAUGCUUCCAAUAGCCUUAGAGCUUGCAUUUUCCGAGCAGAGUUGCUGGAAAGGAUGGACCACCGGGUCUGAUCAUAGCCAACCCAACUCACCUUACGCAGAGCAUACUUCAGUCGAUAAGUGACCAUAGCAUAUACCCGAUUGGCAGACGGAACAU